Molecule: messenger RNA, 148 nt
Organism: Racocetra persica
Lineage: Eukaryota; Fungi; Glomeromycota; Glomeromycetes; Diversisporales; Gigasporaceae
Source: the annotation of a GenBank genome assembly
AAAUGAACACAACGAAGAACAUAUACCUGAUAUUCAAAUAGUGGAUAAAGAUCUGGAAGGUUAUAGGUACAAAUUCGAUUGUAUUGAUAAAACUAUUAAAAGUGAAGUUAUAAAUAUGAAAUUUGAUGAAUUGAAUCAAAAGAAUGAA